AUGUCUCUGUUUUUUUUUUUUCUUUCAGGUAUCUCUGGGAAGAGUCAAAUCUUGUUUGCUGUUGUAUUCACGUCACGAUACCUAGAUCUGUUCACUAACUUUAUCUCCCUCUAUAAUACCUCUAUGAAGCUUGUAUAUGUUGCAAGUUCUUAUGCCACAGUAUGGAUGAUCUACAGCAAAUUCAAAGCCACGUAUGAUGGGAACCAUGACACCUUUCGUGUGGAGUUCCUCAUCGUCCCGACUGCUAUUUUGGCUUUUCUUGUCAACCAUGACUUCACACCUCUAGAGAUUAUGUGGACUUUCUCCAUUUAUCUGGAGUCUGUUGCUAUCCUGCCACAGCUGUUCAUGGUCAGCAAGACUGGGGAGGCAGAGACCAUAACUAGUCAUUAUCUCUUUGCUUUGGGAAUCUACCGUACUUUGUAUCUCUUCAACUGGAUCUGGCGCUACCAAUUUGAGGGAUUUUUUGAUCUGAUUGCACUUGUUGCUGGACUUGUGCAGACCAUCCUGUAUUGUGACUUUUUUUACCUAUACAUUACCAAAGUUCUGAAGGGGAAGAAACUCAGCUUACCAGCAUAA
Staurois parvus is the source of this 576-nucleotide messenger RNA. NCBI's taxonomy places the organism in Eukaryota, Metazoa, Chordata, Amphibia, Anura, Ranidae. The record is from the annotation of a GenBank genome assembly.